Messenger RNA from Oryzias melastigma (Indian medaka), 1920 nucleotides. RefSeq names its product transmembrane protein 72 (gene tmem72). The coding region runs from base 224 to 1006 and encodes 260 amino acids. NCBI's taxonomy places the organism in Eukaryota, Metazoa, Chordata, Actinopteri, Beloniformes, Adrianichthyidae. The record is from RefSeq and is a predicted model, not a curated record. The transcript is spliced from 5 exons.
GGGGUGAUUAGCAGUCACUAAACGAAUAGCAGCACUAAGUCACAAACCUUUGUGAACUAAACUUAUCCAGGAGCUCCACAGCAUGGCCCUGAUGGAAUUCAUAACUCUCGCUUUACUUUCAUUCAUCCAUCCAGCCAACGGUCAGUUAAAUCUUUUGAGUGCUGCCUCGGAAACUCUGACACCAUCAGAGCAGGUAUAGUCAACUGGGAAAAUAUUUGAGGUCAUGGGGAGCAAAGUGAGCAUCUGGUGGAAUGUGGUGGAGUUCACUUGCAGGAUCCUUGGGGUUUGUACAGCAACAGUGCUAUGUGCUGUGGGAGUGGAGACGGUGGAAAGGGGAGAAUUCAACAGCCUUGGCAUCUACCUAAUUGCAUCAUCUGUUGCCAUUAUGAUGUUUGAGCUGGCCUACUACCUGGAUGCCCUUCUGUCCAUGUGUCUUCCCUGUCCUCCAGACUGGCAGCUGUUUGUUCUGUGGAGGAAGAUGGCUCAUGUUGGAGGCUUUCAUAAAUUUCUUUAUUAUUUCAUCAUGUCAGUGGUCUGCUUCUUACAUCCUGUGUUGGUAUGGCAUGCUAUUAUCCCAGGGUCAAUGCUUUUGGUGACAGCAAUAUUCAACUUCAUACUAAGCAAGAAAGCAAAAUGUAAAGAUAUCAAAAUCUCACAUGUCUGCCACAGCAACCAAGAUCUAACCACCCUCAGAGACGCAGAGAGCUCAGACUCCAACAGCUCAUUCCUUCAUGCAAAAACAGGAAGAAAGGAAGAGGGACUGGCCCUCUCAGACAGAGAACGUCACCUCAGUCCAGAGGACAGAUGUGAGCACACACAGACCAUGUUGGAUAAAACACAGACACCGCCAUCUGAUAACACAGGAAAGACAAGGUGGACAUGGAAAGACAGGAGAUUGACGUGGUUCAGAGGUCGGGAGAAGCUGGUGGAGAAGGAGAUGGAGGAGAUGGAGGUGUACUGUGAGCCAGAGACCACAUCAGACACAGCACCAAUGAUCACAGACUAAAUGAGGAUCAUUGAUAUUUGAUGCAAAAACUCUUCAGCAUUUUUGAAUGGUUGGAAUUAAUCAGAAAUACUAUGAUUACCAACAAAUGCAGAUUAUUUAUUUAAUAUAAAGUUGUUGUUUUUUUCACAGUAAUAAUCAGAAUGCAAAUAAUUUAAAUCAAGUGAUUUUGCAUUUCUUUACUGAUUUCUUUUAGUCUUUUUUUAUCAUUAAAUCCAGAAUUGAUAGUACAACUGCAUAAAAUAUUCAUGAGUUAAUAAAUUGUAUCAGCUGGUUGCUCAUUCAGAGAAAACAUGUGCAGAUGUCUGAGAGUGGUGGGCAUUAGAGCAUGUGCAAAUGCAUUCAGGCCCCCCCUUUGUGUGUUUGUAAUGUGUGAGCCGUGACCAUGGAGACGAAGCUCUGGAGGGAGUAAUUAUUAUCGUGGUGAUUAGAGACAGCCACCUCAUGUAAUCAUAGGUUUGUGUUUCCUCUAAAUUGUAAAUUAAAAUCAUAGAAUAUAAUAUAAUGUAUCACAGAAGCUUUGUAAAUACCAUGAAAUUAUUGUGUUUGUACAGAAGAUGCAGGUGUAAUAACAUGCUUUUUUUAUUUGCAAUAGAUCAUAAAUCUGAUUUUCUACAGACACAUUCUGUUUUUGUGUGAUCAAAAAUCAAUAGAAUUUUUUUUUUUUUAAACAGCAUAAUGGUUGCUGUGUUCAGCGUGCCCCUCGGUCCUUUGUUCCUCAAAGAAUAGUAUUAGCCUCAAGAUGAACUUAAAGUUAAAGAGAAAAUCAAUAAAAGCAGAAUUGUUUAAAAAGAAAAUGUCUCAUGAUACAAACUCAGUCAGGAGGGAUGAAAGCAUUUUCAUUUUUACAACAGAGCUUUUGUGUACAAUUCUAAUAAUGCUCAGUGGCCCGCUUCCUUGUAAAAGAACCUAUAAAU